AGGCAGAGAAAAAAGGAAGUGAUCAACAAAACAGCAAAUGAAAAUAGGGGAAAGGUUUUGGAGGCUGCUCUCUGUGGAGGGGUGGAAACUGACUCAGGGGAGGCAGUAGGUGGAUUGAAGAAGCCAGACAGCUAACAGUGGGUAGGGAGGCAAAAGGCAAAACAGAAUGCAGUCUUCAUAAGGCAUGUUUGUAUGUGUGGCUUAUUUCCAUCUUCACCUUUUGCUAAACUGAGAUCAUCACACUGUUCUGCAAGUCUGGCUUCUCCCUGGAGAAGGGUACAGAGUUCAGCCACGCGACAUUCUGGUCUCUGGAUUAGACCCUUGAGGAUUUACUAAACAUGCCCCUUGAAUAUUCCUGAAAACACCUUUAUACUCCAAAUAUCUGUAUGUAAAAAUUCCAGCAGAACCCCGCGUAUCAGCUUCAGGCUUGUGGAAAAUUAGGAGUUAAAUUGCUGCUGUAAAGUAAUUUUAUCUCUGUGUUGGGCUGAGGCUGAAACUGAGUCAUGUGUGCAUAUUUGGAUACGUCACACCCUCUUGCUGUAGUAGACAAAGAGCAAAUUAGCUCCUUACCAUAAACCUCAUGCUUACAGGAUGCUUCUGGAGGACAGAUCAAUCAUUCUUUAGUCCCUUACAGAGGGGGAAAAAAACCCCACAAAAUGCCUCUUAAGAUGAACUAGAGCAGCACCAUUGUUCAGCUGGCUGGAUUUCACACACUACAAUGAAGAUCCUGUUUUUCACUGGACUGCUCUCUCUUACCUCCAGCCUUUGCACUACAGCUUCAGAAUUUUCACUGAAUGGCUCUGCAAUUAAAACAGUGUCUCUUAUCAAAACUUUUCGUGGAAUUUCAGCAAGAGACUAUGAUUACAUCCCCCCUUACGCUAUAGAAGGGGAAACAACAACCAUCCAUAUCAGAGAAAAUAAAUGCACUUCAAAAAAGUCAAAUGACACCACAUUGACAGAAGUGAGCAACACCACGCUGGAGUACCUGACCAGCUCUCUGAGCACCAAGCUAAUACCUGCCAUCUACCUCAGUGCUGUGUUAUUGGGUGUGCCGUCUAAUGCCAUCAUUUUGUGGAUGCUGCUCUUCAGGAUCCGCUCCGUGUGCACUGCCGUCCUCUACACAAACCUGGCUGUUUCAGACCUGCUCUUCUGCAUCAUGCUGCCCUUCAAAAUAGCCUACCACAUCAACGGGAACAACUGGAUCUUCGGGGAGGCGGCGUGCCGAGCGGCCACGGCGGUGUUCUACGGCAACAUGUACUGCUCCAUCCUGCUGCUGACGUGCAUCAGCGUCAGCCGCUACGUGGCCAUCGUGCACCCCUUCACCUACAAGAGCCUGCCCAAGCGCGCCUACGCCACCGCAGCCUGCGCCGCCGUCUGGGCCUGCGUCUUCCUGUACAUGCUCCCGCUGGCCAUCAUGCAGCAGAGCUACCACGUGAAGCAGCUGGGCAUUCACACCUGCCACGACGUGCACAGCGCCUGCGAGACCGUGUCUUCCUUCCAGUUCUACUACUACGUGUCCUUAGCCGUGUUCGGGUUUGUAGUACCGCUCGCGACUAUCGUGUUCUGCUACGUCUCAAUUAUACGCACACUCAAGACUCAGGAAUGGUUCUGGUAUGUUAAAGUCAGUCUUCUGAUUCUUACCAUCUUUGCUAUUUGCUUUGUGCCAAGCAAUAUCAUCCUUAUUAUCCAUCACAUCAACUAUUACUACUACAGCACAGAUGGGUUGUAUUCUUUUUAUCUAAUUGCUUUAUGUCUUAGCAGCCUAAACAGUUGUCUUGAUCCUUUCCUUUAUUUUCUAAUGUCAAAAAUUAGAAGUCAAUCCAAUAUUUAUCUAACAAUGGUAAAAAUAUCCAGGGAAAAAUGAAUUUAUUUCUAUUAUGGAAAUUAUUAUUUUGUAUAGUAUUAACAACGACAGCAACAAAUCUCAGGUGCGACAUUUAUACUUCAAGUAAAACGUGUUAGAAAACACAAUCUCAGUUAAAUUUACUUCCCUUAAUACAAGGAAUAUCUCCAAAAAUACACUUCUCCAGCUCUAUAACUUUAUCACAUGUAUUGCAACACCUGUGUACCCAGAUUCAGGGAAGUAGAUCUGCACCUCCACUUCUUUCUGAGAUGAUUUUCUGGCCAUGGAGAAGCUGUCAGAGUACCAGUCACAACAGCAUCUAAAUACCAGAAGUGGAGUCAGCAUCCAAACAGCACUUCUAGGGCAAUUCAUGACACUUCAAAUUAGCUCUCAGCCAACAAUCACUGCAGGAACAGUGAUACAAAAACACGUUUUUGGCCUGGUGAAAAUGGGAACAAGCAAAAACACUUUCUACGUGCCUGGGAGCAGUCCAGAGCAAAUACUGCCCUGGAUGGAAACAGAGAGUCCCCACAGGUUCAGAGAGCAGUAAAUCUACAGCCGUGGAUACAGACCCUGACUCUUCCAGGGCUACCUCUCCCAUGAGGCUGCUUAACCAGCUCUGCACUGGAGACUUGUUCUUCCACUUCGUCAGCACCUGCCCUCCCCUAACCCACCGGGAUUGCUGGGAGCUAACCCUUAUCACUGUGAAUCCAGGCAUGUACUAUUGCUCUUGCUGGGUGAGCAAAACGGGGAAGCUAUUUUGUAGCAUUCUCUAUUUCCACAUCCUCACAGGAAAUACCUACAGUGUUAUGAAUGCUGCAACUUGUUGCCAUUGACUGUUAGUAAAACAAUGGGUCAAGUUUUACCUUUACAGAAACUCAAAGCCUACAUAUACGCUAAGUUCCUAGAAAAUUAGUCCAGUUGUUGUCAUUUGAAUUUGUAACUGCAGCAUGUAAGUGGGGAUAAAAAUGUUUUAUGUUGUUUUGAUAAUAGUAUUGUAAAAAAACUUAAAUAAAAA
Messenger RNA from Ficedula albicollis (Collared flycatcher), 2861 nucleotides. It is a transcript of the gene F2RL2, whose product is annotated as coagulation factor II thrombin receptor like 2. NCBI's taxonomy places the organism in Eukaryota, Metazoa, Chordata, Aves, Passeriformes, Muscicapidae. Gene Ontology annotation, biological process: positive regulation of Rho protein signal transduction; phospholipase C-activating G protein-coupled receptor signaling pathway; thrombin-activated receptor signaling pathway. Gene Ontology annotation, molecular function: thrombin-activated receptor activity. The transcript is spliced from 2 exons. The record is from RefSeq and is a predicted model, not a curated record. Gene Ontology annotation, cellular component: membrane. The coding region runs from base 719 to 1864 and encodes 381 amino acids.